Molecule: messenger RNA, 1489 nt
Organism: Drosophila nasuta
Lineage: Eukaryota; Metazoa; Arthropoda; Insecta; Diptera; Drosophilidae
Gene: mRpL45
Product: mitochondrial ribosomal protein L45
Exons: 2
Coding region: 113-1195 (360 amino acids)
Cellular component (GO): mitochondrion
Source: RefSeq, a predicted model, not a curated record
AGCUGUGCCGUUGCAGAGUCGUCUGUCAGCUGUGUGCGUAUGAGUUAUCGAUUGUUGAUUGUAUAAGCACGUAGUUUAUAUUUGGGAAACUUAUUGUUAAUUGCAAUUAACCAUGGAAAGAUUAGUCUGUUCUAGCAUUAAAAUUAUGCAGAUACAGAUGCCGCAAAUGGCACCAAGAGCAGGCAUGUUGUUGCCGGGCGUGCAAAACAUGCUGCAAAUGCAGCAGGUGCGCCACCGACAAACUAAGCAUUGGAAACCGGAGUUUAAACGAUUGCGAAAGCAGAAAUUCGUUAAAAUUGAGCUACCCAAUUUGCGUGAAAAGGCCGAUGAUAUUAGCAAAGAGGAGAUGCGCAGUCGCAUGAAAGAGCGCGGAGUGCUGCCGCCCCGUCCAUGGAUGGAACGACCAUUUCACAUUAGUUGCACAGGCGGCAUCUUCGAGGCGUAUGUGCCACCCGAGGGUGAUGGCAAAAAGUCCAUUAUCUCAACGUCAGGUGCUAAGCAAAAAUUUGAAUUCCUAGAGAAGAAAUCCAAGAGUUUGAUGGCUGUGCGCAAAAUACGCUCAUACGAGGAGAAUUUCAGCACGGAUGACUUUGGUGCAGAGGCGCAAGAGAUUUAUAUUGCAGCACACACACAUAUGGCAGCCAAAGAGAAGUACAAAAUACGUGAAUUUGUCAGCGAACGUUGCUACCCCGAAAUGAUGCACAACGUCAAGGACAAGACAAUACAUUGGCGUUUCCUGCAAUCGUUGGAGCCGCCACGUGUUGUCCACGCUCGUGUCACCGAGGUCAUCACGAAAGAGAAUCAAUUUGCUCAGGUCACCGUCCGGUUCCACACUCAGCAGAUGUUGGCCAUCUAUGAUCGUUUUGGUCGUCUGAUGCAUGGUAGCGAAAUACUCACAAAAGAUGUGCUGGAGUAUGUGGUAUUCGAGAAGCACAUUUCCAAUGAGUAUGGCAAGUGGCGGCUGCACGACAAGAUCAUUCCCGAUUGGCUGCCACCCAAACAGCCAGCACUCAUAACAUACCGCAUUGCGGACGAACCCAUUGAAGAGACGCCCAAGGAGCUCAGUGCUGGUGAGCAGCAGACCAAGCAGCUGGAGUCGGGCAGCGAACAAGAGAAGGAACAACAACAGCUUAGCACAGUUGCAGCAACAUCUCAGCAGCCUGAGACGACGAACAAACCCACACUGGCCAUUUGAUUGUACUUUUUAUGGGCUGCUUGGCGGCUCAGAAAUUUACGCGUUAAUGUUAUUCAAUGAUUUCGAAGUGGCAAAUCCGAUACAUACACUUUACAUAUAAAAUUUAUUCGUCUUUUUAUUUUGUUUUUAUUUGUCAUUUUCACGGAAUUUUAAGUAUUCGUUUUCGAAAUCCUGCAUUCGGUAUCGGUUAACUGGAUCCAUGCAGUAUUGAAUGCAGGCUAUCCGAGUAUCAAAGCGAUUCGCAUUGCCUCCACAAGAGCUGUAAAUGAAUUCUAUGCAACUAUCCCGCACAAA